Lotus japonicus is the source of this 846-nucleotide messenger RNA. RefSeq lists its product as uncharacterized. The transcript has 2 exons. Lineage: Eukaryota; Viridiplantae; Streptophyta; Magnoliopsida; Fabales; Fabaceae. The record is from RefSeq and is a predicted model, not a curated record. The coding region runs from base 10 to 846 and encodes 278 amino acids.
UUCCCUUCAAUGGCUGGUGGUCCCAGGCGUGGAGGUAGAGGGCGACAACGACGAGGCAACGACAAGGGAAAGGAGCCUGUCGGUGAACAAAGCACACGUGAGGGGAAGGGAAAAGAGCCUGUCGUUCAAGAACCUGUCGAGGGAGAAGGAAAGGAGCCCGUCCUCGAAGGGUGGCAGUUGUUUGGAGCCGACGAUAUUCCAAACCAUUUCCGAUUUAGGCCUACUGUUGUGAGUAAAUUGACAUUGAUUAUUUGGCAUAAAGGUCAUUUUGUGUUUGAGCCUACAUGUGCGUAUGUUGAAGGGGAGUCUGAAAUAUUGCCAGGUUGGGAUCCAGAUCAAAUAAAUUCAAUAGAAGUAGACAAGAUAGUGACAGCACAUUUAGGGUAUGCUUCAUAUAAGUGUUUGUGGUAUAGGGCUCCUACUUUAGGGUUGUUUGAUGGCCGCAGACCACUUAGGGAUGAUGGAGAUGUUCAUCAAUUUCUGAGUGAUGUCAAGGGUUUCUCUGAAGUUGAGUUUUAUGUUGAGCACUUGGAAGAAACUGGAGUACAAACUGGUGAAUUGCAGAAAGGGACACAGAUAUUUGUGGAGGACAUUGACUCUGAAACAGAGUCUGCUUUUGUGAGUGUAGCAAGGGAGGCAGAGGCUGAGAUUGACAGUCUUGCAAGGGGGGUGAGUGAGGUAAGGGCGGUGUCUGAAGUUGUGAGUGAAGAGAGUGUGGUGCACGAGGGUGUGAGUGAAAAGAGAGUGCUGCCUGAGGGUGUGAGAGAGGAGGUUGUGGUGCAUGGGGGUGUGAGUGAACAGAGGACUGUGUCUGAGGUUGUGAGUGAACAGGGGGGCUCCACUUGA